GAAGCAGUUCAGAGGGGAUUUGAAUCCACUGACCCAGGAUGAAUUCCACUCACCACCAUAGAGUGCACACGUCUCUCCACUUCCGGAACCUCAGCACCUACAGACUGCACAGCAACGCCAGCGAGCCCCCCGGAAAAGGCUACUCCGACGGAGGGUGCUACGAGCAACUUUUCGUCUCUCCUGAGGUGUUUGUGACUCUGGGUGUCAUCAGCUUGCUGGAGAAUAUCCUGGUGAUUGUGGCAAUAGCCAAGAACAAGAACCUGCAUUCCCCCAUGUACUUUUUCAUCUGCAGCCUGGCUGUGGCUGAUAUGCUGGUGAGCGUCUCGAACGGAUCGGAAACUAUUGUCAUCACCCUGCUGAACAGCACUGACACGGAUGCGCAGAGUUUCACCGUGAACAUUGACAAUGUCAUUGACUCAGUCAUUUGUAGCUCCUUGCUCGCGUCCAUUUGCAGCCUGCUUGCCAUCGCAGUGGACAGGUACUUUACUAUCUUUUAUGCUCUCCAGUACCAUAACAUUAUGACCGUUAGGCGGGUUGGGAUCAUCCUGAGCUGUAUCUGGGCAGCUUGCACGGUGGCGGGCAUUCUGUUCAUCAUUUACUCAGACAGCAGCGUGGUCAUCAUCUGCCUCAUCAGCGUGUUCCUCACCAUGCUGGCUCUCAUGGCCUCCCUCUAUGUCCACAUGUUCCUCAUGGCCAGGCUUCACAUGAAGAGGAUCGCCGUCCUCCCGGGCACGGGCACCAUCCGCCAAGGUGCCAACAUGAAGGGGGCGAUCACCUUGACCAUACUGAUCGGGGUCUUUGUGGUCUGCUGGGCGCCAUUCUUCCUGCACUUGAUAUUCUACAUCUCUUGUCCCCAGAAUCCAUACUGUGUGUGCUUCAUGUCUCACUUUAACUUAUAUCUCAUACUGAUCAUGUGUAACUCCAUCAUUGACCCUCUCAUUUAUGCACUCCGGAGCCAAGAGCUGAGGAAAACCUUCAGAGAGAUCAUCUGUUGCUACCCUCUAGGAAGUCUUUGUGACUUGUCCAGCAGAUAUUAAAUGGGGGCAGAGGAGAUGCUAAAAACAUGCAUAGGAGACUUUUUCACUCUUACUGAACCUGAGCAGUGUGCGUCAGUGACAGCUUCUUCUUCUGUGGAGGGCACAUUGGUCGAGAAUAUCUGUUGUGUAAAUUCAAGUUUAUGGUUUGGGGUAUGCAAAAAGGCCCAGUCUCUGUAUAUUUUUAAUGUCAUGUUGCUCUUUGGCUGUGCAAUGUUUGCAUGAAAACACCUUUGGCUGUGCAAUGUUAACCCAUAUUUAUAGGUCGUAGACACUGUGGACUUACAGAAAAGAAAAAAAAAGGUUCUUAUUAAAAGCUUAACAAUGUCUCUUUCUUGUAACUCCUAAAGAUGUGACACUUUGCUUGUUGUAGUAGCAUGGAAAUCACAGCCUCAUUAAAUGUAUUCUUAUCAAUGGUUUCUUAUGUUACACUGCACGUACAACCAUGUAAUGUAGAGAUUUGAGUCUCACAUUUAAGGGGGCAAUAUUAAA
This is a messenger RNA of Eptesicus fuscus (big brown bat), 1526 nucleotides long. It is a transcript of the gene MC4R, whose product is annotated as melanocortin 4 receptor. Gene Ontology annotation, biological process: G protein-coupled receptor signaling pathway. NCBI's taxonomy places the organism in Eukaryota, Metazoa, Chordata, Mammalia, Chiroptera, Vespertilionidae. The record is from RefSeq and is a predicted model, not a curated record. The transcript has a single exon. Gene Ontology annotation, cellular component: membrane. Gene Ontology annotation, molecular function: melanocyte-stimulating hormone receptor activity. Bases 39 to 1037 code for a protein of 332 amino acids.